ACUCAAAAUCCAAUGGACCGCUCCAACCUGCGUUUUCGAUACCUUUGUUGGUUUAGUCAGCCAUCAGCAUCAUCUUUGAACCAAAUUCUCACGUUCCUAUCUUCUUCAAAUACCCAUCAAAAUUUCAAGAAAUCUUGGACGAUUACUCAACAAGUCCAGAGGGAAAAUUAGCCAAUGGCAAAGAUAGGGUUAUUUGAUCUUGAAAAACACUUUGCUUUUUAUGGGGCGUAUCAUAGCAAUCCAGUGAACGUCUUCAUCCACAUGUUGUUCGUUUGGCCAAUUUUGUUUACAUCUCUUGUGAUUCUCUAUUUCACACCCCCGUUGGUUGAUCUCUCUUUACCAUAUAGUUUGAUUAUGAAUUAUGGCUUCUUCUUCACUGUGAUCUAUGCUGGAUUCUAUGUGUCUUUGGAUGUGAAAGCUGGUUCUUUGGCUGGUUUUCUCUGUUUUCUUUGUUGGGUAUUUGGGAGCUUUCUUGCUCAUCAUUUGGGAUUCUCUCUUGCUUGGAAGGUUGUCUUGGUUGCUCAGUUAUUCUGCUGGACUGGACAAUUCAUAGGACAUGGCGUAUUCGAGAAACGCGCACCUGCUUUGUUGGACAACCUAGCACAAGCCUUCUUGAUGGCACCCUUUUUCGUGUUGUUAGAGACUCUUCAAAUGGCGUUCGGUUAUGAACCAUAUCCGGGGUUUCAUGAACAUGUUAAAGCCAAAGUAGAUGCAGGUAUCCAAGAGUGGAAGGAGAAGAAGCAAAAGAAGAUUUCAUAAAUAUUAUAUGUCAAGUAACGAAAAACUUCUGUUACAUACAAAACAUUCGUGUUGCAAACUAUAUGUUGUUUUCAUUAUGUAUAACAAAAUCAAAAUGAUGCUUUGCAAAUUCAUCAUAUGUUUGUUCCC
This is a messenger RNA of Cynara cardunculus var. scolymus (artichoke), 888 nucleotides long. RefSeq lists its product as uncharacterized. The record is from RefSeq and is a predicted model, not a curated record. Gene Ontology annotation, cellular component: endoplasmic reticulum. Gene Ontology annotation, biological process: sphingoid catabolic process. The transcript is spliced from 4 exons. NCBI's taxonomy places the organism in Eukaryota, Viridiplantae, Streptophyta, Magnoliopsida, Asterales, Asteraceae. The coding region runs from base 175 to 759 and encodes 194 amino acids.